AUGGGCUGUUUUUGCAGUAGAGGUCGCGAGAAGGCGAAAGCCGAGCUGCCCACUGCGAUCCCCGCUCAACCACCCAUUUAUGAGGCCGGAUCUGCCAAGAAGAGUGGCAUCGGCAGAGACGGCGGCAUGGCUAUUCUUGCUGGUGCAGGCGCUGCCGUAGUGGCCACCGCUGCAGUGGCCACGGUUUUGGACAGUACUGAUGGUGGCGGAGGCGGCGGUACAGAUGAAGGAGCUUCUCGUAAUGGAGGAGGUUGCUGUCGAUGGUGCGGCGGCGGAGGGUGUGGGGUAGGGGGCACGGGGGGAGGGUGCGGGGGAGGAGGAUGCGGCGGCGGUUGCGGGGGUUGA
Syzygium oleosum is the source of this 345-nucleotide messenger RNA. RefSeq names its product glycine-rich cell wall structural protein 1-like. The record is from RefSeq and is a predicted model, not a curated record. Lineage: Eukaryota; Viridiplantae; Streptophyta; Magnoliopsida; Myrtales; Myrtaceae. The transcript has a single exon. Bases 1 to 345 code for a protein of 114 amino acids.